CGUGGCGGCGCGGUAGAUUGCCGCGCAUGCGCAGGCCCAGCGGCCGCAAUUAGUUGGUGCCGCUGCGGCGAGUCCAGCGCAGAGUGGAGCAGCCAUUGGAGAUGCAUGACGUUCUGUUCUGACGAGCGGCCAGCGGCGCGAUGGAGCGGGCCAGGGACCGCUUACACCUGAGACGGACUACGGAACAACACGUACCAGAGGUGGAAGUCCAAGUCAAACGCAGAAGGACAGCCUCACUGAGCAACCAGGAGUGUCACCUGUACCCGAGGCGGUCACAGCAGCAGCAGCCCCAGCAAGUGCCUGUGGUGGACUUCCAGGCGGAGCUGAGACAGGCAUUCUUAGCUGAGACGCCAAGAGGUGGUUAAAGCAGUGUUGGAGCACCCAGGUAGCUGAUUGCAAGCGGAAAGAAAUAACAG
Vicugna pacos (alpaca) is the source of this 416-nucleotide messenger RNA. RefSeq names its product SNRPN upstream open reading frame (gene SNURF). Gene Ontology annotation, cellular component: nuclear speck. The record is from RefSeq and is a predicted model, not a curated record. Lineage: Eukaryota; Metazoa; Chordata; Mammalia; Artiodactyla; Camelidae.